AAACAACGCGCCUCCCCUCCUCUUUCUUCAGAGCUCCUCAGCUAGGGUUCUGUCACACCACCACCACAUGGACGCUCAUCAAAUCGCUCUGCUCCUCAACCAAACUCUGAGCCCGGAGGGCAACGCUGUCCGCUCCGCCGCCGAUGCUCUUGACCGUCUCUCUUCCCUUCCUACUUUCCCUUUCUCUCUCCUCUCCGUUGCCACCGGAGGUGAAAACGAAGGUCAAAAAAUUGCUGCUGCUACUUAUCUAAAGAAUUUCACUAGGCGAAAUGUCGAUGCAAAUGGUACAAUUUCUAAAGUCAAUAAGGAAUUCAGAGAUGCUCUAAUGCGUGCUUUGCUUCAAGUGGAACUUGUGGUUCUGAAAGUGUUGGUCGAAGUGUUUCGAACAAUUGUUGCUGCUGAGUUCGUGAAGCAAAAUUCGUGGCCCGAACUUGUACCUGAACUGCGAUCUGUAAUUCAAAACAGCGAUAUGAUUAAUAAAAGUGGAAAUUCUGAAUGGAAAACCAUCAAUGCUCUUAUGGUUUUACAUUCACUCGUUAGACCAUUCCAGUACUUUUUGAAUCCAAAAGUGGCAAAAGAACCAGUUCCACCACAGCUAGAGCUGAUUGCGCAAGAAAUUCUUGUACCAUUACUUGCUGUAUUUCAUCACUGUGUAGAAAAGGCUUCAAGUACCCAAAAUAUAGUGGAUUCGCAGAUUGAGAAGAUCCUUGUACUUGUGUGCAAGUGCAUAUAUUUUGCUAUGAGAUCACAUAUGCCGUCUGCUUUGGCUCCUCUACUUCCUUCACUUUGCCAUGAUCUGAUUGGGAUUCUGAGUUCUUUAUGCUUUGAUGGUGAACUGUCCCCAGAAGGUGGGCACUCCCUGAGGCUGAAAGCCGGGAAGAGAAGUUUGCUCAUUUUCUGUGCUCUAGUGACCAGACAUCGAAAAUUUUCUGACAAAUUCAUGCCAGACAUUAUAGGUUGUGUUUCAAAAAUAGUCAAGCAUAGCACAAAUAUCAGUAAGCUGGAUUCCCUGUCUGAGAGGAUUGUUUCAUUAGCAUUUGAUGUGAUUUCUCGUGUUCUGGAGACCGGUCCUGGAUGGAGGCUGGUUUCGCCCCACUUUUCGUCCUUGCUUGAUUCAGCAAUCUUCCCAGCACUAACAAUGAAUGAGAAGGAUAAUACAGAAUGGGAAGAAGACGCAGAUGAGUACAUACGGAGGAAUCUUCCAUCUGAUCUUGAAGAAAUUUCUGGAUGGAGAGAAGACAUGUUCACUGCAAGAAAAAGUGCUUUAAAUUUACUUGGUGUUAUUUCGACGUCAAAGGGGCCUCCAGUUGUGGCUUCUUCAAUUUCAUCAAAGCGUAAGAAAGGUGAAAAUAACAAACGGAAAGAUCGAAGUUCCAUGGGGGAGCUGUUAGUGCUACCGUUUUUGUCAAAGUUCUGCAUCCCCACUGAAGUUAAUAUAUCUGUAACAAAGAUUGUAAAUGAUUAUUAUGGUGUUUUGAUGGCAUAUGGAAGCCUUCAAGAUUUUCUAAGUGAGCAGAAACCUGGUUAUACCGCUACCCUUAUUCAGAAUCGGGUGCUACCACUAUAUAAAGUAUCUGCGUCUCAACCUUAUCUGGUGGCCUCUGCGAACUGGGCACUUGGAGAGCUUGCUUCCUGUAUUCCUGAAGAGAUGAGUGCUGACAUCUAUUCUUUGCUGCUGAAAGCAUUGACAAUUCCAGAUAUGGUUGAUAUUUCUUGUUAUCCUGUGCGUGUGUCUGCUGCUGGUGCUAUUACUCAACUUGUUGAAAAUGACUACUUGCCGCCUGAGUGGUUACCUCUUCUUCAAGUUGUAGUUGGUAGGAUUGAUAGCGAAGAUGAUGAAACCUCCAUUUUAUUUCAACUUCUGAGUACUUUGGUGGAGGCUGGAAAUGAAAAUGUCGCACCUCAUCUCCCACAUAUUGUUCCAUUGUUGGUUGGAGCAAUCUCAAAGUACAUACCUCCAAAACCAGGGCCAUGGCCUCAAAAGGUUGAACGGGGCUUUGCAGCAUUAGCAGUGAUGGCUCAGUGUUGGGAAGACUCUGAGCCUGAGGAAGCCAAAGGGAUUGAAUCAAGGGAAACGUGGGUAUCUGGUCGGGCUACCAUUGCUGGAGCUUUUUCAGAUCUCUUACAGGAGGCUUGGCUAAGACCUGCACAGCAAAUGGUGAAUGGUCAGGAAGUUGAGGAUGCUCUUUCAUUGGCCCCUUCGUCUUGCAUUGAUGAUUCGUCAGCAUUGCUCAGGUUUAUUAUGCAAGAUGUUGCUGAAAGUGAUGUGGUUUCAAAGCUCAAGAUUUUGGAAUUGUUACUUGUUUGGGCUGAUCUGAUUGCUGACUGGCAUGAAUGGGAGGAGAUGGAGGACUUAUCAAUUUUCAAUUGCAUCAAGGAAGUUGUUAAUCUACACAAAAACUUUCCUUUGAAGAAUUUCAUUGUGAGGGAUGUGCCAUCCCCUCCAGCUCCACCUGUGCCGCAACGAUCCAUUAUCGAAGGAAUAGGUGCCUUUGUCAGUGGAGCCUUUUCACAAUAUCCAUCAGCAAUCUGGAGAGCUUCUUCAUGUGUCCACCUAUUGUUACAUGUUCCGACAUAUUCACUUGAAGGAGAAAGUGUCAAGCAGGCAUUGGUUAUUGCUUUCAGCCAGGCUGUGUUCUCUCGCUUUGUAGAAAUUCAAAUGAAGCCCUGUUCACUGUGGAAACCUUUGUUGCUUGCGAUAUCAUCGUGCUAUUUAUGCUAUCCUGAUACUGUGGAGAAGAUUUUGGAGAAGAGCGAACAUGAUGGCUUCACAGUCUAUGCAGCUGCUCUUGGUUUUGUCUCAACUAGCAAAUUUGAACAUGGUCUAUCAACAGAGUCUGAGAUUAAGUUGACUGUCUUGGCAUUAGCAAAAGUGGUUGAACGGCUGCUAAGGGUAGGCAAGCAAGGAAGUGGUCUGCUGCAAGACUGCUUUGCUUCUCUGUUGGAGGCAUCUGUGCGGUUGAAACAAGUGCAAGAAGAAGAGGAAGAAGGAGAUGAAGAGAAUGAGGAUGAAGAUGAAGAUGAUGGUGAUGAGGAUACUGAUGAUGAUGAGGAUUCCGAGGAUGACCGUGAAGAAACUGAAGAAGAAUUCCUGGCAAGGUGUGCCAAAGCAGCCAUUGCCUUGGAAAAUGGGACCAUUGUCGAAGAAGGGGAUGUGGAAGAUCAAGAUCAGGAGAUUGAAUUGGGUGGUUUAGAAGAGGUUGAUCAGCAAAGGACUGUGCUGUCUUUGAUAGAGAGAUACCGCCAAGUUCUCAUACAUGGACAGUCAUUGCCACUGGAACUCAUUUCAAGUUUCCUGAAUACCUUCCCUCAAUGCAGUGCGUACUUCCAACAGCCUUGGCAAUAGAUGUAUUAUGGUUGUGACAUGUCCAUAAUAGAGAGAGAGAGAGAGAGAG
Ilex paraguariensis (yerba mate) is the source of this 3395-nucleotide messenger RNA. The record is from the annotation of a GenBank genome assembly. Lineage: Eukaryota; Viridiplantae; Streptophyta; Magnoliopsida; Aquifoliales; Aquifoliaceae.